AUGAACGGAAAAGAGACUGUUAGUUGGGAGAGAUUUGUUAAAAGUUAUUUAUGGCUGGCUAUCUUACUUUAUUGGAUUUCUGGAGUUGUGUUGAUGUGCAUAGGAGUGUCUAUUCAAGUGAAACUCCAUGAUACUUUCAUAGUGUUGAAUGAAGCUGCUUCAGGAGUUCCUGUGAUCAUAACAGUUGUUGGCAUACUUACCGUCCUUGUGUCUACGUUUGGGGCAGUUGCUCUACUAAAAGGCAAUCCUAAAAUGAUCAAGUGGUUCACAGGCAUAUUGCUAAUACUCUUGAUAAUUGAAAUCGUACUUGGUGUUGCUGCCUACGCUUACAGAGAGAAGUUACAUCAAACUUUGUUGAAAGAUGUCUUGAAGACCUUGGACAAGUAUAAUAGAGAACUGCAGAUCACCAAAGGUGUGGAUAACCUACAGACACAGUUCCAGUGCUGUGGUGUGGAGAAGUAUACUGACUGGCUAAACACAACAUUUGGAUCUCUCUCUUCAUCUGUCCCAAGGAGUUGCUGUAAAAUACCUGUGGAAAACUGUGUCACAGAUAUAAACAAAGAUACAAUAGGCAUUAAUAAGCAGGGAUGUUUUCUGAAACUUAAGAGUUGGAUUGAAGAACACAUUGCUGUAUUUAGAGGGUUUGCAGUUUUCGUUGGACUUGCACAGCUAACUGGGAUCCUGUUUUGCUACCUGCUGCUGAAAAUACUAGUCGAAAAUUAUACAAGUAUUGAAUAA
Molecule: messenger RNA, 738 nt
Organism: Elgaria multicarinata webbii
Lineage: Eukaryota; Metazoa; Chordata; Lepidosauria; Squamata; Anguidae
Product: tetraspanin-6-like
Exons: 7
Coding region: 1-738 (245 amino acids)
Biological process (GO): regulation of vascular endothelial growth factor signaling pathway
Cellular component (GO): plasma membrane
Source: RefSeq, a predicted model, not a curated record